AUGUAUGCAAAAAUCAACUCGACUGAUGACUAUGACUCUGCAUGGGAUUAUUUUGAUCAUGGAAGUCAUACGUCAUCAAUUCCACUAGGCAACUACUUGGCUAGUGUGAGUUUCUUCGGUUAUGCUUGUGGUACCGCCCGAGGCAUGGCUCCUGCUGGCCGAGUUGCUAUGCAUAAAAUCAUUUGGUCGAUUGGGAUCACGGUCUCCGACGUGUUGCCGGCAUGGAGAGCGCCAUUGAGGAUGGAGUUGAUGGGAAACGAUAGGCUAUGGCGCCAAAGUAUGUAUAAUGGUGCACCGUGGAUAUUGACAGUGGGAGCGAGCAUCAUUGACCGAGCAUACGGAGCUACGUUGCUGAAUAACGGAUCCAUUGUGACUGGCUCUUCCAUUUACUACUCCAAUACGAUGAAGAUAUCGAGUGCUCCACUAGUUUUCAACAUCCAAGAUAGUGUUUGCGAGAGAAAGCUUGUCCCAGAGAAAGUGAAUGGAACGGUGGUGUUAUGCAUGACCCGUAACAAUAGUAUUGUUUCCGCUGUGAAAGCAGCUGGAGCCGUGGCGCUUCUUAUGCUAACAGGCCACCGUAAUUAA
Molecule: messenger RNA, 585 nt
Organism: Cryptomeria japonica (Japanese cedar)
Lineage: Eukaryota; Viridiplantae; Streptophyta; Pinopsida; Cupressales; Cupressaceae
Product: subtilisin-like protease SBT1.7
Exons: 2
Coding region: 1-585 (194 amino acids)
Biological process (GO): proteolysis
Molecular function (GO): serine-type endopeptidase activity
Source: RefSeq, a predicted model, not a curated record